AAAGCUGCCCCCUUGUGUAUCUGGUGUCCCCUUUCUCCCUGCUUUCCCACAGGAAGGCGUCACGAGCUUUUGUACUUACUGUUCCCAGAGCCCAUUAAACAGCUUCCCCUGUCUGCACUGGCCCUGGUGGUGGCCAUGGGGACUGUAUUGAGGGCUGAAAUCUCCAGAGGAGAGGAGCCAGCGGGGGGCUUCAUCUUCCCUGAAGACUGGACGUGGCCACCUGGUGGCCCACAGGACCCCCUGUGCCUGGUGACACUGAGCAGGACCAACAGUGGGAACAUAGGCCCCUUGCAGGUGGUGGGAACCCUGAGCAGCUAUGAACACGCUUUCUUGGAGGCUGUUGGGAGGUCCCACUGGGAACCCCAAGACCUGGCCACCUUUGGGGUCUGCAACCUCAGCGACGUGCAGACUGCCCUGCCCUCUCUGCGGCACCUGGGGUCCUGGCUGGGGGAACGGAGGGGUCUGCUGCUGGUCCUGCACCUGGCGGAAGUGACAUGGGAACCAGUGCCCUCGCUGAGGUUCCAGGAGCCCCCCGGAGGAGCCAGCCCCCAUGAGCAGGCGCUGCUGGUGCUCUACCCUGGACCUGGCCCCGAGGUGACUGUCACCGGGGCUGGGCUGCCAGGUGCCCAGGGCCUCUGUCCGACCCACAACACACGCUAUCUGGUGCUGGCCGUGGACCGCCCAGCCGAGGCCUGGAGCAGCUCUGGGCUCACCUUGACCCUGCGGCCCCACGGAGACGGUGGCCCCAUGAGCACCGCCCAGCUCCAGACGCUGCUGUUUGGUUACGACCCCCACUGCUUCACGCGAAUGACCCCGGCCCUCUUCCUGCUGCCAUCUGGGCCCACRCCGCUGCCUGCCCAUGGCCAGUUGGACAUAGUGCCCUUCCCGCCGCCCAGGUCGUCCCCGGAGCCCGAGGAGCUGCCGCCCAGCACAGACCCCUUCCUGGAGACGCUGACGCGCUUGGUGCGCGCGCUGCGAGGGUCCCCCACCCGAGCCUCAUCGCCGCGCCUGGCCCUGGACCCAGGCGCUCUUGCCGGUUUCCCGCAGGGCCUAGUCAACCUGUCAGACCCCGCGGCACUGAAACGCCUCCUCGAUGGCGAGGAGCCUCUACUGCUGUUGCUGCCGCCCGCUGCGGCCACCUCUGGGGACCCCACGCGACUGCAGGGCCCCGCGUCAGCGCCCUGGGCCGCCGGCCUGGUGCAUCGCGUGGCCAUCGAGCUUCAGGCUGCGGCCGCGGAGCUCCGCGGACUCCCGGGCCUGCCGCCUGCAGCGCCCCCAUUGCUAGCGCGUCUGCUGGAGCUGUGUCCGGGUGACUCCAGUGACACUAAGRGCCCUGGCAGCCCCGGGGACCCAAUGCGUGCGCUGCUGCUGUUGAAGGCCUUGCAGGGAUUGCGCGCUGAGUGGCGCGGGCGGGAUCAGCGCGGUUCGGCGAGGGCGCAGCGGAGUGCGGGGGCCACAGGCGCAGGGAACGGGCCGUGCGCGCUGCGUGAGCUCAGCGUGGACCUGCGCGCCGAACGCUCUGUGCUCAUCCCAGAGACAUACCAGGCCAAUAACUGUCAGGGUGAGUGCGGCUGGCCGCAGUCCGACCGAAACCCGCGCUACGGCAACCACGUGGUUCUGCUGCUGAAGAUGCAGGCCCGCGGGGCUGCUCUAGCUCGCCCACCCUGCUGCGUGCCCACCGCCUACGCGGGGAAACUCCUCAUUAGUCUAUCCGAGGAGCGUAUUAGCGCUCACCACGUGCCCAACAUGGUGGCCACCGAGUGCGGCUGCCGGUGACCGCCGCUGCACGGACUCCGCGCGCCCCUCCCCAUAUUUAU
Molecule: messenger RNA, 1817 nt
Organism: Urocitellus parryii (Arctic ground squirrel)
Lineage: Eukaryota; Metazoa; Chordata; Mammalia; Rodentia; Sciuridae
Gene: Amh
Product: anti-Mullerian hormone
Biological process (GO): gonad development; Mullerian duct regression
Molecular function (GO): growth factor activity
Source: RefSeq, a predicted model, not a curated record